GCCAUUUUACCAUUCACCACAUUGGUGUGCACCUGGGUAGAUGGACAGACCGUUGAGUCCCUAACGAUUGCGAACACCUGAAUGAAGCUGAAGGCUUCAUUUGGUGACCCCGACGUGAUCGUUAGGGAAUAGUGGUCGGCCACAGGCGGCGUGGCGAUCCUGCCCUCAUCCGUCUCGCUUAACGGAGCGAGGACGAUGACCCUAGUAGAGGGGGCUGCGGCUUAGGAGGGCAGAAGCUGAGUGACGUCGGAGGGAGCUCCACGGCCGGGGGCCAAGAUAACCUACCGAGAACUCAGAGAGUCGUUGGAAGACGGGAAGGAAGCCCGACGACUGAGCAGUCCACUCCAGGCGCGAUUCUGGUCGCCCGGUGGAUCAAGCAUGGAAGCCGUCAUAAAGGUGAUUUCGUCCGCGUGUAAAACCUAUUGCGGGAAAACCUCUCCUUCUAAGAAGGAAAUAGGGGCCAUGUUGUCCCUGUUACAAAAGGAAGGGUUGCUUAUGUCCCCCUCAGACUUAUAUUCCCCGGGGUCCUGGGAUCCCAUUACCGCGGCACUCACCCAGCGGGCAAUGGUACUUGGGAAAUCGGGAGAGUUAAAAACCUGGGGAUUGGUUUUGGGGGCAUUGAAGGCGGCUCGAGAGGAACAGGUUACAUCUGAGCAAGCAAAGUUUUGGUUGGGAUUAGGGGGAGGGAGGGUCUCUCCCCCAGGUCCGGAGUGCAUCGAGAAACCAGCAACGGAGCGGCGAAUCGACAAGGGGGAGGAAGUGGGAGAAACAACUGUGCAGCGAGAUGCGAAGAUGGCGCCGGAGGAAACGGCCACACCUAAAACCGUUGGCACAUCCUGCUAUCAUUGCGGAACAGCUAUUGGCUGUAAUUGCGCCACAGCCUCGGCCCCUCCUCCUCCUUAUGUGGGGAGUGGUUUGUAUCCUUCCCUGGCGGGGGUGGGAGAGCAGCAGGGCCAGGGGGGUGACACACCUCGGGGGGCGGAACAGCCAAGGGCGGAGCCAGGGCACGCGGGUCAGGCCCCUGGGCCGGCCCUGACUGACUGGGCAAGGAUCAGGGAGGAGCUUGCGAGUACAGGUCCGCCCGUGGUGGCCAUGCCUGUAGUGAUUAAGACAGAGGGACCCGCCUGGACCCCUCUGGAGCCAAAAUUGAUCACAAGACUGGCUGAUACGGUCAGGACCAAGGGCUUACGAUCCCCGAUCACUAUGGCAGAAGUGGAAGCGCUUAUGUCCUCCCCGCUGCUGCCGCAUGACGUCACGAAUCUAAUGAGAGUUAUUUUAGGACCUGCCCCUUAUGCCUUAUGGAUGGACGCUUGGGGAGUCCAACUACAGACGGUUAUAGCGGCAGCCACUCGCGACCCCCGACACCCAGCGAACGGUCAAGGGCGGGGGGAACGGACUAACUUGGAUCGUUUAAAGGGUUUGGCGGAUGGAAUGGCCGGCAAUCCAGAGGGUCAGGCUGCGUUAUUAAGACCGGGGGAACUGGUUGCUAUUACGGCGUCGGCUCUCCAGGCGUUUAGAGAGGUCGCUCGGUUGGCGGAACCCACAGACCCGUGGGCGGAAAUUACGCAGGGACCAUCUGAGUCCUUUGUGGAUUUUGCCAAUCGUCUUAUAAAGGCGGUUGAAGGGUCAGAUCUCCCACCUUCCGCGCGGGCUCCGGUGAUCAUUGACUGCUUUAGGCAGAAGACUGCCCCUCUUACGGAUCGAGGCAUAGCCGCGGCCAUGUCGUCUGCUAUUCAGCCCUUAGUUAUGGCAGUAGUCAAUAGAGAGAGGGAUGAACAAACUGGGUCGGGUGGUCGUGCCCGAGGGCUCUGCUACACUUGUGGAUCCCCGGGACAUUAUCAGGCGCAGUGCCCGAAAAAACGAAAGUCAGGAAACAGCCGUGAGCGAUGUCAGCUGUGUGACGGGAUGGGACACAACGCUAAACAGUGCAGAAGGCGGGAUGGCAACCAGGGCCAACGCCCAGGAAGAGGCCUCUCUUCGGGGCCGUGGCCCGUCUCUCAGCAGCCUGCCGUCUCGUUAGCGAUGACAAUGGAACAUAAAGAUCGCCCCUUGGUUAGGGUCAUUCUGACUAACACUGGGAGUCAUCCGGUCAAACAGCGUUCGGUGUAUAUCACCGCGCUGUUGGACUCUGGAGCGGACAUCACUAUUAUUUCAGAGGAGGAUUGGCCCACCGAUUGGCCAGUGAUGGAGGCCGCGAACCCGCAGAUCCAUGGGAUAGGAGGGGGAAUUCCCAUGCGAAAAUCCCGGGAUAUGAUAGAGGUGGGGGUUAUUAACCGAGACGGGUCUUUGGAGCGACCCCUGCUCCUCUUCCCCGCAGUAGCUAUGGUUAGAGGGAGUAUCCUAGGAAGAGAUUGUCUGCAGGGCCUAGGGCUCCGCUUGACAAAUUUAUAGGGAGGGCCACUGUUCUUACUGUUGCGCUACAUCUGGCUAUUCCGCUCAAAUGGAAGCCAGACCACACGCCUGUGUGGAUUGACCAGUGGCCCCUUCCUGAAGGUAAACUUGUAGCGCUAACGCAAUUAGUGGAAAAAGAAUUACAGUU
Molecule: messenger RNA, 2539 nt
Organism: Gallus gallus (chicken)
Lineage: Eukaryota; Metazoa; Chordata; Aves; Galliformes; Phasianidae
Exons: 2
Coding region: 379-2391 (670 amino acids)
Biological process (GO): proteolysis; viral process
Molecular function (GO): nucleic acid binding; aspartic-type endopeptidase activity; zinc ion binding
Source: RefSeq, a predicted model, not a curated record